Messenger RNA from Acanthosepion pharaonis, 810 nucleotides. The record is from the annotation of a GenBank genome assembly. Lineage: Eukaryota; Metazoa; Mollusca; Cephalopoda; Sepiida; Sepiidae.
AUGGACAAUUGCGGUUAUCGAGAAGAUAAUAUACCCCAACUCGAAGAUGUGUCCCAAUUUCUUCAGGAGAUAACUUUUAUUUUUUAUGUCUCUCUCUCUCUCUCUCUCUCUCGCUCUUUAUUUAUCUAUCUAUCUAUCGCUUCAGACUGCACCGGUUUCCGCCUUCGUCCCGUCGCCGGUCUCCUGUCGUCCCGAGAUUUCCUUGCUGGGCUAGCAUACCGAGUUUUCCAUUCCACCCAGUAUAUAAGACAUUCAUCCAAGCCAAUGUAUACUCCAGAACCAGAUGUGUGUCACGAACUGCUGGGCCAUGUGCCGUUGUUUGCUGACCCCGAAUUUGCACAGUUCUCCCAGGAAAUCGGUCUGGCCAGCCUGGGUGCCCCGGAUGAUUAUGUUCAGAAACUAGCAACGUGCUAUUGGUUCACAGUAGAAUUCGGUUUGUGUCGAGAAAGGAAUGAACUGAAAGCUUAUGGAGCGGGUCUUCUCUCUUCUUUCGGGGAAUUGGAGUAUUGCCUCACAGACAAACCAGAGAUACGCCCAUUCGACCCAGACAAGACUUCUCAACAGUCUUAUCCAAUCACAAGUUAUCAACCUGUCUAUUAUGUCGCAGACAGCUUCCAAGAUGCUAAACAGAAAAUAAGAGAUUAUGCCUGCAACAUCCGUCGUCCGUUUACCGUUCGAUACAAUCCCUACACCCAGACAAUGGAAAUGAUCAAUAACAAAGAACGAUUGGGUACCCUUUGCAAAACCAUUCGAUCUGACGUCAGUCUCUUGGAGGAUGCACUGCAGAAACUUGACUCAUUGGUCAAAUGA